GCCAGAGAGAGAGCCGAGAGAGAGAGAGAGAGAGAGAGAGAGAGAGAGAGAGAGAGGAGAGGACUACUCUUCUCGCGGGCGCACACAGUGUGAAGUGGAGAGAGGGAGGGGAGGGCGCGGCAGCAGGCAGGCAGCUAGCGGACAAAGGCGAUCUCGUCGUCUACCCGAGGCCGAGGAACCAGAGCCAGAGCCACAGCCAGCGCGGGCUCUGACAGCUGGGGUCCUCCAGCGCGCCGCGCGACGUCACGGCGCGAUGGCUGCCCUCGCGCUGGCGGCGCGGAGGAGGAGGGGAGGCGGCGCUCCGGUGGCGGUGGCGGUGAGGAGGGGCGGCGGCGGUCUCCGCGCGAAGCAGGCCGGCCGGGCCGGCUGCCGCGGCGCCUAAGAUACCCUUCAUUCACUCUGCUGCUGCUACCUCUCGCACUCGCUCACCCACCUCCUGCUUCUCUCCUCUCGUCCUCGCGCCGGCGGCGGCGGGCCUCUGCAGCCGGCGUGCUAGGGUUUUCCUUCUUGUCCGUCCUCUACAAGGUGUCGUCUCACUGACUCUGACUCGUGGCGCGGAUGGCGGUCGGGGACGCGCUGCGGCGCCUCUGCGAGGACAUCGGCUGGUCCUACGCCGUCUUCUGGAAGGCCAUCGGCGCCGCCGACCCCGUGCAUUUGGUGUGGGAGGACGGCUACUGCGGCCACACGCCAUGCCCCGCCGGAUCUGAGGCUUCUCAAGCUCGGGCCACUGAGCUCGGGUGUUCUGCUGCUGUUGACAGCAUUUGCUCACUCGUUCGGAAGGACAUGGCCCAGCAGGUUCAUGUCGUGGGAGAAGGGACCAUCGGCCGUGUUGCGUUCACUGGCAGUCAUCAAUGGAUCAUCCAUGGUACUGCGGAUGAUCACGGGCUCUCAUCCGAGGUUGCUUCUGAGAUGCAUUAUCAGUUCAUAGCUGGCAUUAAGACUAUUGCGAUUAUUCCUGUGCUACCACGCGGCGUGCUACAAUUAGGCUCUACUGGUGUGGUUAUGGAGAACACAAGUUUUGUGAUGCAUGCAAAGAAAUUGUGUUCUCAGCUGAACCAGCGAUCAAGUAUGGCUGCAUCUGCUUCAGUAAAAAGUACUUCGAAUCAGUCGCGUCCUCUGCAUGGUGCCUCAAACAUCCAAGCUGCAGACAAUUCCUUCAGUCAAUUCCCAGUGAUACGUGAACAAUACAGACAAUCUGAUAGCGCAACUGCGUCAAGUAGCAAAUCACUAAAUGCAUCUUUGUUUGAGGCUGCACAACAGAAUGGUCUAACUGGUAGAGAGCAUAUUGUCUAUGGCAAGCCUAACGAUAUGUUUGUACAACAAGCGUCUUAUUGUGAUAGUCGACUUGGAAGUAAUACACAGAGUGCUGCAAUAGGCUCUGAUUUGGUCCCAUCGAGCUUGGCAUCAGUGGAGCAACAGCAAAUGCUGAUGAACACCAUUGGACAGUUAGAAUUUGGUAGCGGUACAGAUUUGGCAAGGAGUGCGCUGCUAAAAUCUCUUCUAUACCGAAAUCCUUUUAUGCAUGAAACUAGUGACAUGAAGCUGUCACAUGGAAGAGUUGGCCUAUCCCAAGGGACUACUGGUCAUGGGAGUUAUGGUUUCCUCCCUGGAAGUGCCGGAGUAGUCAGUACUACCUUAUGUACAUCAAGUCAAGUAUCAGAACAAGGAAGCCAUUCCAGUUCAGGAAUGUUACGGCAGAAGCAACCUCCAGUUUCUUGUAAUGUUCCCCAAUCUUCUGAAUUCACCAUGAAAAUGGUGCGCCAAGAAAGAAGGUCAUCUGAAGGUGCUCUGCCUGUAUCUUCUCAAUCUGAUGUUCAGGUUUCUAAUUGCUUGAAUGGCAUGUCCCAAGAGAAUCUAUUGAGUAGGUCAGGUCAUAUGCAGAAAGAUCAAAAUACCGAUAGAGCAAAUGAUCCACGUGUUGCUGUGAGUACACAAGGUGUGAAGAAUAUGGAUGGUUGCAUGCUGCCAGCUAUGCCCAGUGAGACAGCUCACUCUUUGCUUUUGCAGCCAACAUGGGAUAAUGACUUGUUUGAUAUAUUUGGUUCUGAAUUUCAUCAGUUGGGUCAUAAUGUGGAUGCUAAUUUGGUGUCCUCCUGUGAUGCAAAAUCUCAUAGUUUAGACAGAGAUGCAACUGAACCCUCGAUUUGUCUUGAUUCUUCUUCACUCUUCAGUUCACUAGACAAUGACUUUCCCUGUUCCGGGAUCUUCUCACUAACUGAUACUGAUCAAUUACUGGAUGCUGUCAUCUCAAAUGUCAACCCCAGCAGUAAGCAGAGUUCUGAUGACAAUGCUUCUUGCAAGACUGCAUUGACUGACAUUCCAAACAUUUCUCAUUUUGGUUUGGAAGAGUUAAAGCAAUGUGACUCCUCUGGCAUUCCUUCAACGGUAAUCAAGAAUGAGUCCACACAGAUUGUUAAACAACCAUAUUACUUUGAUAAGACUGAAGAUGGUUGUCUUUCCCAAAAUAAUGGAGCACAGAAAUCUCAGAUACGUCUUUGGAUUGAGAAUGGUCAGAACAUGAAAUGUGAAAGUGCAUCAGCUUCUAACAGCAAAGGUCUUGAUACACAAAGCAAGUCAAAUCGAAAGAGAUCUCGACCUGGAGAGAGUUCUAAGGCACGGCCAAAGGAUCGGCAGCUGAUACAGGAUCGUAUAAAGGAGCUCCGAGAAAUGGUGCCUAAUGGAGCUAAGCAGUGCAGCAUUGAUGCUUUGUUGGAGAAGACAGUUAAGCACAUGCUCUUCUUGCAAAGCGUUACAAAGCAUGCAGACAAACUCAAGGAUUCUACUGAAUCUAAGAUACUUGGCAGUGAGAACGGUCCUGUGUGGAAAGACUACUUUGAAGGUGGUGCAACCUGGGCCUUUGAUGUUGGCUCUCAGUCUAUGACAUGUCCAAUCAUCGUUGAGGAUCUUGACAGACCACGUCAGAUGCUUGUGGAGAUGAUUUGUGAGGAUAGAGGCAUCUUCUUGGAGAUAGCUGAUUUCAUCAAAGGACUUGGGUUGACCAUCCUGAGGGGUGUAAUGGAAGCACGUAAAAGUAAAAUCUGGGCACGCUUUACUGUUGAGGCAAACAGGGAUGUAACCAGAAUGGAAAUCUUUCUCUCGCUUGUACGGUUGUUGGAACCCAAUUGCGAUGGCAGCGGAGCAGCAGAGAAUCCCAACAGUGUAAACAUGCCUCUUGGUUUGGUUCGCCAACCUGUCAUCCCGGCAACAGGUGGUAUCCAGUGACAACUAGAGAGAGCCCUCAGCCUCAGGCCAAUCAACAUUUAAGUGCUAAGAGCAGCAGUUCAGCGUGGGACCAGAGUUAAAACACUUCAGAUUCUGCAUCUGCGCACUUUUGCCAUGACUAGCAUUGCCAGUUUGCCAAUGCGCCACUUGCUUUCCAGUGGCGCCUUGCUGCGCAAAUGUGCACCUUUAUCUCCCUUGAGUCGCAGAAAGUCUUAACGUGAGAUGCAUCGAAGACGGGAACGUUGAUUCAGCUAAUGAUCAGUUAGGCAGUGCCAUUGCUUGUACAAUCUUAGUUUUGCUUGUUACUUUUGCCGUAUAUUAGUGGAUUUUGUACCGAAGGGAGAUUCCUUAGUUGAUUUGUGUAGCGUUGAUAACUGGAAAGCCAGCCCUUUGUAAGUCUUCUUCAAACUAGAAAUAGAACUGUUAGCAUGUGA
Molecule: messenger RNA, 3656 nt
Organism: Aegilops tauschii subsp. strangulata
Lineage: Eukaryota; Viridiplantae; Streptophyta; Magnoliopsida; Poales; Poaceae
Product: transcription factor LHW
Biological process (GO): regulation of DNA-templated transcription
Molecular function (GO): DNA-binding transcription factor activity; protein dimerization activity
Source: RefSeq, a predicted model, not a curated record